Molecule: messenger RNA, 3375 nt
Organism: Melampsora larici-populina 98AG31
Lineage: Eukaryota; Fungi; Basidiomycota; Pucciniomycetes; Pucciniales; Melampsoraceae
Exons: 17
Coding region: 65-3136 (1023 amino acids)
Biological process (GO): protein sumoylation
Cellular component (GO): cytoplasm; SUMO activating enzyme complex
Molecular function (GO): SUMO activating enzyme activity
Source: RefSeq, a predicted model, not a curated record
CAAUCAUAUCUCAUACUGAAGAAGUGACUAUUAUCAAUUCAUUAACAUCAAAUUAUUCUCCGAAAUGGCUAUUGCAAACUCGGAGGGAGAGUCAUCUGGUCAAGUCUCAAUGCAGGUCGAUCAAUCUACCAUCGAUGAAAGUUUAUAUUCGCGUCAAUUAUAUGUUCUGGGUCAUGAAGCCAUGCGGAAGAUGGCCAACUCAGAUGUUCUCAUUGUGGGCAUGAAGGGACUUGGAGUGGAAAUCGCCAAAAAUAUUUGCCUCGCCGGUGUUAAAUCUGUCACCAUUCAUGACCCUGAGUUCACGGCCAAACCCGACUUGGGAACUCAAUUUUUCCUGCGUGAUUCAGAUAUUGGGAAAGCUAGGGAUGUCUCAACUCAACCUCGUCUAGCCGAAUUGAACUCAUACGUUCCUGUACGAGUCCUCGGAAAAGACUUGACUUUGGACGCUCUCAAGUCGUUUCAGGUUGUUGUCCUGACCAACGUUUCUCUAGCCAAACAGUUAGAACUGGACGACUUCACCCACCGAAAUGGCAUCCAGUUUAUCGCUGCUGACGUGAGGGGGCUCUUUGGUUCUGUCUUUUGCGAUUUUGGUCCUGAAUUCCCGGUCAUCGACACAAAUGGUGAACAACCUGUUUCUGGGAUGAUCGUAUCUAUUGAGAAGAGUGCCCAAGGGCUCGUGACCACUUUGGAUGACUCUAGGCACGGCUUAGAGGACGGUGACUUUGUAAAUUUCACCGAAGUCAAAGGAAUGGACGGAUUCAAUGAGUCAGAACCUCGGAAGGUGACCGUAAAAGGUCCGUAUACUUUCACAAUCGGGGAUACAACGUCAUUUGGAGAGUAUAAAUCUGGCGGAUGGUUUCAUCAGGUCAAGAUGCCCAAAUCUUUGAAUUUCAAACCAUUGCGAGAAUCGUUAGAGAAACCCGAAUUUUUGAUUACAGAUUUUGCCAAGUUUGACCGCCCGGCUUCCCUUCAUUCUGGCUUUCAAGCCCUCUCCAAGUUUCAAGAAAACUAUCAACGUUUACCCCGACCUAGGAAUGAAGAAGACGCUAAGGAAGUCCUCAAAAUUGCUCACGGUUUACACCAGGAAGAUCUUGGCGACCUUUCCGAGAAGGCUGUCAUGGAACUCUCAUACCAAGCUGUUGGUGAAUUAGCACCUAUCACAGCAGUUAUUGGUGGGUAUGUCGCGCAGGAAGUUCUGAAGGCGUGUUCUGGCAAGUUUCACCCCACCUUCCAGCAUCUUUACUUUGACGCUUUGGAAGCGCUACCCUCCAAGGCUCCAACAGAAGCCGAUGUACAGCCAAUCAAUUCUCGCUAUGACAAUCAAAUUGCGGUUUUCGGACGAGAGUUUCAAGACAAAAUUGCAAAUUACCGACAGUUCUUGGUUGGGGCUGGUGCGAUUGGCUGUGAAAUGUUGAAGAACUGGUCGAUGAUGGGGUUGGCAACCGGUCCUAAUGGGAAAAUAUCUGUAACCGACAUGGACUCCAUUGAGAAAAGUAACCUCAAUCGCCAAUUCUUAUUCCGGCCUCGUGAUUUAGGCUCAUUCAAGAGUCAAGCAGCCCCAAGGGCUGUAUGUGAAAUGAACCCAGAAUUAGAAGGAAAGAUUGUGACCUAUCAGGACGCAGUGGGUGAUCGAACCGAGAAUAUCUUUGGGGACGAUUUCUUUGAUAAUCUCGAUUGUGUCACCAAUGCACUCGAUAACGUUCUAGCCAGACAAUACAUGGAUCGACGAUGCGUUUACUACGAAAAGCCUUUGCUAGAAUCUGGUACACUGGGCACUAAAGCCAACGUUCAAGUUGUUCUUCCUCAUCUCACCGAAUCUUACUCUUCAUCACAAGAUCCCCCCGAGAAAGAAGCACCAAUGUGUACGGUCAAAAGUUUCCCAAAUGUCAUCGAACACACUAUCCAGUGGGCCAAGGAGAGGUUCUCCGAGUAUUUCACCAAACCUCCAGAGACUGUCAAUCAGUAUUUGUCGCUUCCUAACUUUGUGGAUACUUUACGUCAAGGCGGUAAUCCAGCAGAACAACUCAACCAGAUCAAAGAAUAUUUGGUCGACAACCGUCCGCUUACAUUUGGUGAAUGUGUUCAGUGGGCUCGAUUGAAAUUCGAACUCGAGUUCAACAAUGAGAUUCGACAAUUGUUGCACAGCUUACCAAAGGAUCUUAUUACCAAAGAGGGUGUACCGUUUUGGUCGGGACCUAAGAGGGCCCCUGGGUCCAUCAACUUUGACCCUUCCGACCCCCAUCACUUGACUUUCAUUAUCGCUGCAGCCAAUCUUCAUGCUUACAACUAUGGCUUAAAAGGCGAUCGAGACCCUGUUGCGAUCAAAAAGAUUUUAGAGACCGUGAUUGUACCCGAGUUUACGCCUAAAAGCGGUGUGCAAGUGCAAGUUAAAGAUGAUGAACCUGUGAAUCCACAGGCAGCUGGUGAUGUCGACGAGGCUGAGGUUGCCUCGACCCUACCAGCCCCUUCAACUUUGGCCGGAUUCCGAUUAAACCCAUGUGAAUUCGAAAAGGAUGAUGAUACGAAUUUCCAUAUGGAUUUCAUCACUGCUGCCUCCAAUCUAAGAGCCACUAAUUAUUCCAUUAAUAACGUUGAUAAACAUCGAACCAAGUUGAUUGCAGGAAGGAUUAUCCCAGCGAUUGCUACUACCACUGCUUUGGCUACUGGACUUGUUUGUUUGGAGUUGUAUAAGAUCAUUGAUCAAAAGAAGAAUUUAGAAGAUUAUAAGAAUGGGUUUGUGAACUUGGCUUUACCGUUCUUUGGGUUCUCAGAACCGAUCGCGGCAGCUAAAAACAAGUAUUAUGAUACUGAAUGGACCCUUUGGGAUCGAUUUGAUAUUGAUCAUGAUAUUACACUUCAGGGAUUAAUUGAUUUUUUCAAAAAUGAAAAGAAACUUGAAAUCACCAUGUUGAGUAGUGGCGUUUCAAUGCUUUAUAGUAGCUUUAUGGCCAAGAAGAAAGUUGAGGAACGACUUAAAAUGAAGAUGAGUCAGUUAGUGGAAACUGUUUCGAAGAAACCUGUGCCACCUCAUGUGAAAGCAAUGAUUUUUGAGGUCAUGGUUGAUACGAUGAAUGAUACAGACGAUGAUGAUGAUGAUGUAGAAGUCCCUUAUAUUAAAAUUAGGAUUCGUCCUUAGGUUCUCAUUAGGAAAAUAUGGGUUUCAAAGAUUGAUAAAAUUUGAUCAUUCAAUAUCAGGAUUUGGUGGGUGAAAGAAGAAGAUAGACCCAGACAAAGAAUUGCAUUUAUGUUUGAAAUUUUCUAGAAGAUUUUUCAGUUUAUUCAGAAAAAACGAGUGAAACUUGUUUGUGGUAUGUUAACCUUACUUUCUUUGUGGUGAAAUUGUAAAAAUUUAAAAAGGGAGAUGAUGAGAAGACU